Molecule: messenger RNA, 7489 nt
Organism: Pecten maximus
Lineage: Eukaryota; Metazoa; Mollusca; Bivalvia; Pectinida; Pectinidae
Product: myosin-9-like
Exons: 43
Coding region: 177-5717 (1846 amino acids)
Biological process (GO): microtubule-based movement
Molecular function (GO): ATP binding; microtubule motor activity; microtubule binding
Source: RefSeq, a predicted model, not a curated record
CUCCAUAGUUGUCAAUAAACUUUCAAGAUGGCGGAUUAAUAGGGGCACCUGCCAAACCGUCGAAUUUUAACAAAUUCAGAUCUAAGUCCUGCUGGUCGGGAACUUACAUUUACAAAUCAACAUGGCCACAAAAGAAAAAGUAAAGAAGAAGACAAAGAAAUUUCAAGAACAAAAAGAUGAUGAGCCGACCGGGCAGUGCCCAUAGCCAGAUCAGUGUAAAGGAAGCUGAGAACACGAAGGACAACACUUGGGACAGUGGUCCACCAGAGAAGUUCAUUGAAGAUGAGAAUAAACAAGAGAAAGAUGAAACAAAUAAACUGGGAGGCAAGAACAAACCAAGUCCAAUGGAUACACCACAAAAAAACAAGCCAAGCCCUGUGGGUACUCCGCAGAAAAGUAAGAGUCGAGAUGGUACCCCAAGUAAAAAGACCAAAUCAGAGGGUACUCCAAAGAAGGGAAGGAAAAAGACACCAGUGAUACCGGAACGAUCACCAAGCCCUGCUCUCUCGUUGGUCCCAACAGAGGAUAUGAAUCGAUCCCCGUCACCAUACCGCAAAAAUAAAGUGGACCCAAGGGCGGGAACGAAAGAAAUGGGGAGUGCUGUAUCAAUCAAAACUACAUCAACAGUCAGAGAGGCCUGGACAGAUAGGAGUGAAACAGCAUCUUUAGAUGUUUUCACCGUUGGAGACAAAUCGACCAGUGUAGUUAGUAUUAAGGAUCCCGGGAGGAUAAACGGGGCCCAUAAAUCCAAGAGGCCUCCAGGUCUGGAUAGGGCCAGCUUGGGUAGUAAGGAUGAGGAAAUCUCUCAGAAUGCGUAUAUCCCGUACCUCUACGCUAGACGGUGUAUUGCCAAGGUGGUUGAUGACCUCCAAAACAUGAAGCACAACCACAUCAGGAUUGUAGGGGACAUGCAGACACAGUAUAAGGAAAUUGAGGACGAAACACAGUCCCAGUUCAACAUCUUUGUCUUCACCCUUAGACAACAGUACUCAAAUAAGGUGCACACAUUCAAACAAGUGAUUGACAUACAUCGCGUGGACUUGCAGCAGAAGGAGGCUUACUGGAAUGAAAUGUUGGCAAGUUUGGCUGAAAGAAACAAUAGACUUCUGAAAGACAAGAAAGUACUACUCAUACAAAACAAAGUGGAGAUAGAGAGACUGGAGAAAGAAAAGAUGGAGAUCCAGACAGAACUCACUCAACGGCUUGAUAAGUCUAAUGCAGCCCUGGUCGCAGCUGAGAGAGACACUGGUACUGCUGAUGAGUUGAAGGCUGUGGUUGCCCAGCUUGAUGCACAGAAAGUUGAAGUUGCAAGACUUGAAGCAGAGCUGGCUGCCAGUAAAUCGGUAGGUGCGGCAACAGUGACUGCCGCGGCUGUCGUGGCAACCAAGGACGAAGAAUCUGAGAAACAGGAGCAAAAGGAGGUUGCCAAGACAACAGCACCAUUGAUGGCUGCUGCUGUGAUUAGCGAUAAUGAGAAAUCAAAGAUUUCCAAUGAGAGGGAUCAGAUGGAAGAUGAGAGACAGAAAUAUGAUGAUGAAAGGAAGAUGAUGGAAGAAGAUAGAAUGGGGUUUGACAAUCAGCGUCAAGAAUGGCUGGAUGAAAUCAAAACUCUACAACUUGCCGUAGCUGUCAACACCAAAGAGAGUGCUGAGUGGAAAGCCAAGUAUACAGGAAUGAAGGAACAGCUUGAAGAUAGUGCAACACUACAUGCCAAGUACAAGGCCUUGGAGGACCAGUAUAAUGCUAUGGCCGUCAUUGUUGCAGCUUCAGAAUCCUCCAAGAAAUUAGCUGAGGAGAAUGCUAAGAAGACUAAGGAGGAGAAAAAUAUGAUGGUGGUGGAGCAGGACAAAACAGACAUGGAAAUAGAAAAGUGGGAGGAAGAAUUUGUCCAGAAAAAUGGCCGACCUGCUACUGAUGAUGACAAGCCAGACUCUGUAAAAGAGUUAUAUGUACAGAAGGAAGAAUUAGCUACUAUGGUCACUUCACUUGACAAGAAGAUUGAUACUUUUGCAAAAGUUGAAAAAGGGAAAAUUCCUGAUCCCCCAGAUGUGCCUCCAGUUCCUGUUGUUGUCAAGGACCCAGAAGUACAGGUGGUUGAGGUCAAGGUACCAGAUCCAGCAAUAGUGGCUCAGUUGGAGGCGUCAUAUGAGGAAGUCCGUAAGCUGAGAGAACAGAUCUCGGAUCUACAGCAGGAAAACGUGAACCAGAGCUCUAAGAUUUCUCAGCAGAACGAGGAGCUCUCCAAACAGAGAGACCGUAUUACUGAACUGGAACAGGAGGUAGCUGCAUUGAAGGCUGCUGCUGUGGCUGCAGCGGCCGCCGGGGCUAGCAGUGCUGAAUUGGAUGAGCUGAAGAAAGAAAACAGGGAAAUGAAGAAGGACUUGAAGAAGUUACUUAAAAAACUGGAGAAGACCAAGAAAGAAACUGAUCCUGCAUUAGCUGGAUCUCCAGAACAGAAGAUUUCAAACUUAGAGGACAAAGUCAUUGAUAUGGAGUCGAAGAACGAGGGUUUGAUGGAGGAAAAAGACAAGUUGACUUCUGAGAGAAACAAUCUGCUGGAACAGAUGGCGGCAUUACAGCUACAGCUAGCCACAGCAGAAACAGCUGCCCAUGUCGGCACCAGUGAACCAGCCAUAGUUCCCAUUGCAGCACCUGUCCCUGUUCAGUCAAGCCGUGGACAGGAGUGUCCAGUGCCUGGCCACGCUGAUCUAGUGGAACAGUUGGAGAAAAAGACGGAGGAGAUAGCAGAGAAAGACAUGAGGAUACAGGAACAGGAGCAACGCAUCUCUGACAAGAUACAGGAGAUUGAAAAGGUCAAGAGCGAGCUGAAGGACAUGAGGAAGGACAUGAUGAAAAUGGCCAAACAACACAGCAAGCUUCAGCUUAAACUCAAAGAUCUGGCUGAGUUUGAGAAAACCAAGAAGCUGCUGGCUGCCUGUAGCGUACACGAGAUCCACGGGGAGGUUCCUGACGCAGCCAAUGGUGUGGUUACCAAGCUUACCUUAGCUACUGCUGAUGUAGCGACAGCCAGAAUGCCGUACGAUCAGAGCCAGAAGGCUGUGGAUGCAUGGGAGGAAAAAUACAAGAAAAAGAAUGGAAAAGCACCAGGUGAAAAAGACAGAGAUGCUGAAGGCAAAAAGGUUUAUGGUGCAAUGGAUGAGAAGAAGACAGCUCUAGAUGAUUCCAAGAUAAAUGUGGAAGCACUCCAGAUUAUGAAGUCAGGGGACUACAUUGCUCCGGUGUCUCGUCAAGUGUCGUCUGUACAGGAUAUCAAAGAGGAGGGAGCUAUGGUCGAACAGAUUGAACACCAGAUGUCCGCUAUGGACAACAAAGUGUCUGACCUUGAGACGGAAAAUGAUGAUCUAAAGAAAGAGCGGAGCCAAAUGGCUGCCAAGAUGAUGGACCUUGAAAACAAGUUGGAGGAAGCCAAGAACCAGGCAGAACUACAAGCCAGUCUGGCCAUGGGUACCAACACCGAGGAAUUGUCGGAGCAGAUCAGUCGUCUCCAGUCUCAGGUGACAAGUUUGGACACAGCUCUAUCUCAGGAAAAAGCUGCACACAGCAACACCAAAGAUGAGCUGGAAAAUCUCCACAAACAGAUGGCCGUCCUUCGUGAGGAGAUGAACAAUGAGAAGGCUGAUAUCAAAGCUAAACUGGACAGUAACAACAAGACUUCCAAGGCCAUUAUGAAAGCUAUGGAACAGGAGCUUGACAAAUCUAAGGCCAGGAUUGAGGAGUUAGAGAAGGAGAGACUGGCCAAUGUACCAAUGGACACUGCCAAGGAAAUAAAAAAUCUACAAACCAAGAUUGCAGCUCUAGAGAAGGAAAAGACUACCUCAGGUACAGCGGCCGCUGGCCUAACUGGUCAGUUGUCAGAACUACAGACUAAGCUGGACAGUGCUAACAAAAAUCUGGAGAGCCAGCGAGCUGCCAAUAGGGACCUAGAGGCCAAAUUUAAGAGUGCCAAGACAGAAAAAGAUAAAGCAGUGAGAGAUGCUGUGUCGGUGCAGGAGAAAAAGGACCAGGCGAGGAUGAAUGAUGACAAGAAGAGGAUUUCAGCUCUCGAGAAACGUAUCAAGGAGCUAGAGUCGGCAGGAGUUAAACCUGGUGUUGGUGCUGUUAUUGCAGGGGGUAAGGGCGGUGCUUCGGAUGCUGCAGUGAAAGCAAUGCGAGAACAAAUGACCAAAAUCAAACAGGAGAACAAUGAACUAAACACACGAAUCAAACAACUGGAGAUCGACAUGAAGCGUGGUGGACGACCAGGCACUUCUGCUGGAGGGACAGCAGAGGAUAAAAAUGCACAGAAAAGAAAUGAAAAGAUCCUCAAAGAACUGGAAAAGAAGAUUGAAAUAGAGAAGAAUAAAACAACAAAACUAGAUGAAAAUCUCAAAACUACAGAGGACGAACUCAAAGUAACAAAGAAGGAACGUGACAACACUGCCAAUGAACUUAAGAAGGUGAAGGUUGAACUGGAUACCCUAGGAAUGGCUGCCAAGGAGGGUGUAGAGGCAGCUACUAAGGUUAAAAACUUGGAGAAAGAAAACAAGAAACUUGGAGAAGAAAACAAGACCCUCACAGAAAACUACAACUCUGAGAGGGUUCUCCGUAGAAAGUAUUUUAACAUAGUUGAGGACAUGAAAGGGAAGAUUCGAGUCUACUGUAGGGCCAGACCACUUAGUGGAACUGAGAAGGAGAGGGGUAAUGUGUCAGUCCUGAAGUCUCCCGAUGAAUACUCCAUCUCCGUGGACUCAUCCCGUGGCACAAAGGAGUUUACAUUUGACCAGAUCUUUAUGGAAGCCUCCACACAGGAGAAAAUCUUUGAGGACACUAAUAAUCUGAUCCAGUCUGCAGUGGAUGGAUUUAAUGUGUGUAUCUUUGCCUAUGGACAGACCGGCUCGGGUAAAACAUUCACCAUGAUUGGUGACAAAGCUCAGCAGUUCCCUGGAAUCGCACCAAGAGCAUUUGAAAGGAUCUUUGAAUUGGCACAAGAACUCAGAUCCAAGUUCACCAUCACUGUGACUGCCUAUAUGAUGGAGCUGUAUAAUGACAAACUCAUCGACUUGUUUGCCAAGCCAGGGACAUCCGAUGAGGAUAAGAUGGAGAUUAAGAAGGACAAGAAGGGUAUGGUGUUUGUACAAGGGUCAUGUGUAAAGGAUGCACACAAUGCCAAAGAGCUUGGUGCUCUGUUUGACGAGGGCAGCAAGAACAGACAUACUGCAUCCACAAAGAUGAAUGCUGAGAGCUCACGUUCCCAUCUCAUUAUCGGGAUCAUGAUGGAGAGUGUCAACAAGGCCACAGGACAAGUGCUCAAAGGGAAGCUCAGUUUGGUGGAUUUGGCUGGCAGUGAGCGGGUGGCUAAGACAGGCGCCGGAGCAGAACAGCUCAAAGAGGCUAUGUCAAUCAACAAGUCCUUGUCAGCUCUGGGAGAUGUGAUUUCUGCUCUGAGUAGUGACCAGCAGUUCAUCCCCUACAGAAACAAUAAACUCACCAUGUUGAUGCAGGACUCCUUGGGAGGCAAUGCUAAAACACUCAUGUUUGUCAACAUCUCCCCAGCUGACUACAACCAGGAUGAAACCAUUAUCUCUCUCAUGUACGCCUCUAGAGUUAAACUGAUCACUAACGAUGCAUCCAAGAAUGCUGACAACAAAGAGAUUGCCAAGUUGAAGAAUAUCAUUGCCAAGAUGAAGAAGGGAGAAGAUAUCGAUGAUGUGGAAUAAACAUGUUUACUCUCGCUCACAGAAGACUGUUAUCAACACAUAACUGGUGGACAUCUCUCAAAACUUUACUAGUGGAUAUCUCAACAUAUCUGUUAACUAGACUACUUAUUGACAUCUCGGUAUAUCUGUUUCGAUGUGGACCAGGUGAAGCCUGUGAUCGUAUUAUAAUCCAGUCACUUUCAUUUUCAUCUUGAAUGGAUGUAUAACUGCUUUACAGUUUGUCAUUCCGUUCUCCUCCAAUGAUUUAGGGAUAUCCUUUUCCUCCAACUACCAGGGGACAACUGUCUUGUCUUUCUCCUCUGACUUCCAGGGGACAACAGUCUGUAUUUCCCCUCCAGCUACCGGGGGACAACAUUCUGUCUUCCUAUUCCAAAUACCCUGGUACAAUCAGAUAUUUAGGUGUCUGUCGAGACAGGACUACAUUAGAUUUUCAUGUAUUAUUGACUUUUUUGUCAGAUCUUAGAAAGCAAAACAUUUUAUUGACAAAUUCAUUUCUGAAUAAAUGUACCUGAUGUUGUUGAUAUCCCAUGGAGUUACUUUCAAAAUAUAUAAUAUCAAACAUUAUCGAGAUCAAUAGCCGAAUAUGAAAAUAUAUUAAAAUGUCUGUGAUUAUUUGUUGAUAUAUUAUGGUGAUUUUACAUCUAUUUUUAUAUCUAUUUUUAAUGUAUAUUGUCAUUCCGUCCUCUAUACAUUCGAGUUGUGAAGCUAGUUUAUAUUCCUCUUGGUAAGUACAUGAGUCCUAAGUAUUUUUUCAUAACAUUCCAAUUCAAUCAAAAUAUAUUUGUCAUGAGAAAUUACAGGAUAGUCCAGUUAUACGAAUUACAGCAGGAAGUACGAUAUAAAAUAUAACUGUUGUUUAAUUGUGUUAAAAUUUAUAUUUUAUGUCGUUAAGUAUUUUUUACAAUUUUUCCUGUUUGAGUAGAUUAUUAAUCUUAUUUUUGUAUCACUGUGAUAUGCACUGUUGAAGACACAAGCAUGUCUUUUAUUUCGAUUAGUCCAAAUAUGUUUUGUACAUGGAAUGGGUGAAAAAAAUCUGAUAAUGUUAUCAUUUCACAAAUUCAACAAGUGAAAUUUUGAAAUAUUGGUGUUUGGUUGUUUCUCACUAAAUGUUAACGCCCUCGAAGAGUUAAGAUAAAGUUUGUUUUCUGUGCUUUGAUUUGCACCUGCUGGGAAACAAGAAGCUAGGCUGUUUUACAUUCACUUUGCAUAUUGAUGUUUCAUAAAAAAUGUAUUCAUUAACCGUACAAUAAUAUGUAUUACUUAAUAUGAAGUGUGUUAAAAAAAAUUGAAGAAAAAUGUGGGGAUAAUAUGCAAAUUUUUGCUUACUGAUAAUUGAUGUAUCUUGUUGUUUAAUAUGUUAUGAUAUAAAAAAACAACAUUUUAACACUAUUGAAAACAUAAUUAUAUUUACCCGAAGGCUGGUCCUUAACAAUGAUAUGAUGUUUGAUUAAAUGUUAUAAUUAGUAUAAACACAUAUAAUACUUCACCGUCAGCUCUUCUUGUGAAAUAAAUUCUGAAUAAAGACAAAAUUUUGUUAAUUCAAAACUUACAAAAAAAAAAGAGGAAAACUUUUUGCCAAGGAAUUCAAUUUGUUUAUGUUUUAUUAUUUGUAUUGAUAUUUGAAAACAAGAAGAGUUGAUACACUACUCCGUCCACUACUAGCUAGGUAUCAAGUCCCCUAAGUGACCCACUGCAGGACACGUGGUCAUGUGACGUAACAAAUUAAUGUAGAUUUUCCUCUAAUCUUUUCUAAUAAAGUGCAAUCUAGUAAA